CGCACAUCAUCUCUCCGACCCGUCACACCAGAAAUCACGAUAUACAGCAUGGGAUGCUGGCAUGUGGAGAUCUUGCUGACAAUCAUCAUACAUGUACAAAUCCUACUAGAACCUUUAUGGGCUAUUUAUUCAGCACCUCUCUUUGUUAGUAUUCCGAUCUCGAGAACGUAUAAAACCGGGCGGGUUCAGCAGUACGAGAACUACAUCUGCCCUCGACAUCAACACACUCUCGUCUUAUUGCAUCUCAAUCAUCCACAUCAACCCGUCUAACUGCGAUGUGCAAACAAAUAGCGUGAGCAACAGAUCAGUCCUGCAGAAAUGCUUGCUCACAACUCCCUGCGCAGUGAAGGAACACGCUGGCUAAGA
This is a messenger RNA of Suillus subalutaceus, 366 nucleotides long. RefSeq lists its product as uncharacterized. Lineage: Eukaryota; Fungi; Basidiomycota; Agaricomycetes; Boletales; Suillaceae. Bases 49 to 270 code for a protein of 73 amino acids. The record is from RefSeq and is a predicted model, not a curated record. The transcript has a single exon.